AGGACACUAGCAAAGGGAGCCGUUUCAAAGAGGCAAAAUCCGUCUAUUACUACUACAAAGAUAUCAAGGCUGGCUAACAUUCAUACCAUAGGCUAAGGCUAUAACAUAGGUAGAGAGAUACGAAAUAGAGUAACGGAGCCGGCUAGAUGAUGAUCAUACGGAAGACCUUUCCAAGACUUGUCUUUAAUUCAAGAUGUUUGAUGCUGCCUUUGACAUCUCAGUUUCCACAAGGAUUUUCAACUAAUAUUUCUUUGCCACCAGAUAUUGAUUAUUCUGAAUUGCAAAGGAAAUUAGACUCGGAUGAAAUAACAUUAAUUGAUGUCCGUUUGCCCAAAGAACGGUCAGAAGAAGGAAUGAUUCCAAAAUCCAAAAAUAUUGUAUUAGAGGCACUAGGACCUAUUAUAUUGUUUCCUGAUGAGAAGUUUGCAAAGAGAUUUGGGUUCAAGAAACCAGCACUUGAUGAUCCAAUCGUUGUAUCAUGUCUUGGUGGUGUUCGAGCCAGAACUGCUCAGUUGGCCUUGAUGGGAGUAGGUUACAAUAAUGUCAGGGUGUAUGUUGGAUCAUUUGAAGACUGGAUUACAAAAGGCGGCCCUGUUGUUUAUCCUGAACCAGAUUCUUAAUGGUUUGUAUUUUAGUGUAUUUUUACAGGGUUUCAGUAGUUUGUAAUUAUAUAUAUAUAUGAUGUACAAAUUUUUGCCUGUGAAAUAUUUUCUCCAAUAAAUAUAUAAAUAUAAAUAAGACAUGAUUAGUAAUUUAUGAUAACUAGUCUCCCAAGUGCAGUUUUAAAAAUCAGUUGGUUAAAGAGUGAGAGAGGCAAGUUGUUCAGUUUUGGGAGAUGCUGAAUUUUGUUCAAUGUUAUUUUCAUGAUGUGCUGGCAGGUGCCACACAUUCAGUCCUGAGUAUGGCAUAAUUCUGCAUCAAGUGAUAACAGCUUUUACUUUGUGAAUCUUCAACUAAAUUGUGAGCAAUGGUUAUGGGAAAUGAAUGUGAAUGUAUGCAGUAUGACUGCAUUCAAGUAACCGAAGUGUUAAGAACAUUAUGAUGUCUCCCAAAUGCAUUACCAGCUGCAUAUGAUGGAGUAGCUCAUCCUCCAUCUUUCAAGACUUGGGCUGCACUGAUCAAGCUCAGAAAUACACUUUACUCGUAUACAAAUUGUGGAGUAUUUUUAGAGUUGUUUUGGGAAUAAAGUCAUGGAGCAUAUUGUAACAGAAACCAACAGAUUUGCCAAUCAAUUUCUAAAUGAAUAUGUGGAAAGUUUGCCUAGAAGUUCACAUGCACCAAAAUGGUAUGAUAAAGAUGUAAAUAAAAUUAAACUAUUCGUUGCUCUACUGAUUUUGCGAGGCCUUAGUUCUAAGUCAGAGACAUCAGUGUAUUUUUCAACAAGAGAAAGUGUCUUUUUUUUCAUUAAGUAAUGCGUGGGCAUAGGUUUGAUGUGAUACAAAAAUUUUUGCAUUUGGUUGAUAAUACUACUAUUGUAGAUGAACCAGGAAGAAAGUUAAUAAGAUCAAACCAUUCACUGAUAUUAUUUUGAAAAAGUUUAUGAACAAUUACAUUCCUAAUAAGAACAUCAGUAAUGAGGAGUCAAUAUUAGGAUGGAAAGUCAAUCUAUCAGGGGCACAACAUGUACCAACUAAAUGUAAGCACGUUGUUAUGAAAUUUUGGGAAAGUGCUAUGGGCUAUAUUUAGAACUUUUUCAUUUAUGGGGUGCAGACAUACCAUACAAUGAAAAAUAUAUGGGUCUUCCUGUGUCUCCUAGAAUUGUUUUCACUCUCAUAAAUGCCUCUUAGGGAAGGGAUAUUGUUUGUUAAUGGGCAAUUUUUUUUACAAGAUUAGAAUUAGCAGAUGCACUUGAAAAUGUGUACUAAAUAAAAAGGGUGGUCUUAAAACAAUAAAAGAAACUAAAUUGAAAAAAGGUAAAAAAAUAGUUGUAUAUCAGAAUAAAUCAAUGGUACUAAGAAUGCUAAGUAGGAUGUAACUGUUCUGAGCACAUUGCAUGAUGAUUCUAUGAAGAAAGUGAUGACUAGGCAAGGGAUGGAUGUAGUAAAACCAAAAGCAGUACUAGAUUAAUUUACAAAUUCACAAUCUAUCAGGUAGUCUUUUAUGUAAUUUUUCAGCUGGACAAAACAGGCUGAAGAAAUAUUAUUAAGUUUUUAGUCAUAUGUUAGACAUGUUAGUACUAAAUUCUUAUAUAACCUACAUGGUCCUUGGUGGGAAGAUGAUAAAACGUGAGUCUAUAUUGAGGCUAAAAAAAAAAUUAUAACAGUAUAUGCAGGAUAACUGCCUGGUCAAGCUGUUGCAAUAAGUAGACCCCCACGUCUUUUAGCAAAACCCUCUUGACUAUUUGGCGGACAUUUUCCUGACUAUUGUCCUCCUAUCCUCCUACUGUAAAUAAGGAAAGGCCUCUUAGAUCUUGUGCUCAGUGCUGAAAAAACAACAAAAGAAAGUAAAGCUCAUGCUAGUGUAAAGACUGCAAAGUUGUUUUGUGUGUGGCUGCAUGUUUCAGGGAAUGGCAUACAAAAGAAUUUUUUUUUUUUCUUUUGUUUCAUGCAUGUAAUCUUUGGGAAAUAGAAAUGCAAAAUAGA
Molecule: messenger RNA, 2582 nt
Organism: Macrobrachium nipponense
Lineage: Eukaryota; Metazoa; Arthropoda; Malacostraca; Decapoda; Palaemonidae
Product: rhodanese domain-containing protein CG4456-like
Exons: 5
Coding region: 147-620 (157 amino acids)
Source: RefSeq, a predicted model, not a curated record